AUGUCAGCAAUGGAUGUCGACCGUGACGUAUAUACCGUGUUAAGUACAUUGAGGCUGGAAACAGAAUCAAAUGAGUUAAUUAAUAUUUUUUACCAAUUAGAAGACUAUUUUGAAAGAAAAUUAUAUCAUCAAUUAACGUUAACAUUAAAUGAAUUCUAUGAAAACCCAGAAUCGAAAAAUAAUCGAUUAAGAAUCAAGAUCUAUGACCUUUUCAUCAGUCAAUUCUCACAGAAAUUGAAUUCUAUUCAAGUAGUUGAUUUCUUAUUGGCUAGUUUUGAAGAUGACAAGGAAGAAUGCUUAAACAAGUUAUUGCAAUUGAAGGAAACCUUUGUAAAGCAAUUGAGAAAUAAUUACACUAAUAAAUCGGAAAUUGAGGAAACGAUCAAUAAUGAUGAAUCUAUAAUUUACAUUGAUUUGCAGAUAGCCCGUUACUACUUAAUAUUGAACAACUUGGAAAAAUCAGAAACCAUUUUAGAGCAUUUAAAUCCAAAGUUCGAAAGCACAUUUGAAAAUGAAUUCAGCUCCAAGAUCAAUUCGGCGUUUUACCUUACCAAAUGUCAAUUGUACAAGAUUAAUGAAAACUACAACUUAUUUUACUUGAAUGGAUUAUUAUACUUAUCAUCGAUAAAGAACAAGAGCUUGUCGAUCGAAGAGCAGCAAAUGCUAUGCUACGACCUCUGUAUUGCUGCCUUACUAGGAGAUAAGAUUUAUAACUUUGGUGAAUUGCUUUUGCAUGAUAUCUUGAACUGCUUCAAGGAUUCUCAAUAUGAUUGGUUAUAUAACUUGAUCCAUAAUUUAAAUUCCGGUAAUUUGAAGAAUUUCAAUAAGUGGUUGGCAAUUGGAUUCCAAAAGUCUCCAUUUUUGAAAACCUUCGAAGUAUUCUUAAAGCAAAAGGUUAUUAUAAUGUCGUUAUUAGAAUUGAUUUCAAUGAAAUCUACUACAAACAAACAAUUAAACUUUAAGGAGAUUUCAGAAUUUACAGGCACCCCUGUUAAUGAUGUGGAACAUUUGAUUAUCAAAUGUUUCUCAUUGAAUCUUAUAAAAGGGUAUAUCAAUCAAAUUGACGAAGUGUUGGUGGUAACCUGGUUGCAACCAAGAAUCUUGAACUUAGAUCAAGUCAAUGUGUUGUAUAAUCAUUUAUGUAAGUGGAAUGGCCAAGUUGAAGGAUUAGCUAAAGAAGUGCAUAAAAAUGGUGGCUCAAUCUGGGCCGGCUUAUAG
Molecule: messenger RNA, 1218 nt
Organism: Debaryomyces hansenii CBS767
Lineage: Eukaryota; Fungi; Ascomycota; Pichiomycetes; Serinales; Debaryomycetaceae
Product: proteasome regulatory particle lid subunit
Exons: 1
Coding region: 1-1218 (405 amino acids)
Biological process (GO): ubiquitin-dependent protein catabolic process
Cellular component (GO): nucleus; cytosol; proteasome regulatory particle, lid subcomplex
Molecular function (GO): structural molecule activity
Source: RefSeq, a predicted model, not a curated record